This is a messenger RNA of Polychytrium aggregatum, 1899 nucleotides long. RefSeq lists its product as uncharacterized. Lineage: Eukaryota; Fungi; Chytridiomycota; Chytridiomycetes; Polychytriales. The record is from RefSeq and is a predicted model, not a curated record. The transcript is spliced from 7 exons. Gene Ontology annotation, cellular component: mitochondrial inner membrane. Gene Ontology annotation, biological process: electron transport chain. Bases 1 to 1899 code for a protein of 632 amino acids. Gene Ontology annotation, molecular function: electron-transferring-flavoprotein dehydrogenase activity; iron-sulfur cluster binding.
AUGCAUCUCCGCCCUGUUUCUCUGGCCUGCGGCUCGCUCCGCAGAGUCGGCCUCGUCCGGGCAUCGUCCACAACCAUCUUGUUACGAUCCCAAGUUCGGACGCUUGUGUCGUCGUUGUUGGCCGUCCAGCCUCGAUCCGCGGCGCUGGGUCCAGCCCUCGGCCGCGCCUUUCUCUCGACUACCGCCGUUCGCCGAGCCGAGUCGGAGGAGGACGAUGAAAUCGCCGCCAUCCUCAACGCCGAGAGAUUCGCCGAGGAGGUCGAUGUCUGCAUCGUCGGUGCUGGCCCCGCUGGUUUGUCGGCCGCAAUCCGCAUCAAGCAGCAGGCCGCCACCGCCGGAAAGGACAUUCGGGUCUUUGUUGUCGAGAAGGGCCCCGAAGUCGGUGCCCACAUCCUCUCGGGUGCUGUGCUCGAGCCCCGCGCUCUCAACGAGCUGAUCCCAGACUGGAAGGACCGAGGCGCCCCGCUCAACCAGCCCGCGCUGCACGACCAAGUCCUGUUCCUGACGGAAAAGGCCGCGAUCCCGCUCCCUCACCCUCCCCACAUGAACAACAAGGGCAACUACAUCAUUUCUCUCAACAACUUUGUCCGCUGGCUCGGCGAGCAGGCUGAGGAGCUUGGCGUCGAGAUCUACCCGUCCUUUGCCGCCAGUGAGGUUCUGUACAACGAGGACGGCUCUGUCAAGGGCAUCGCCACGAACGAUGUUGGCAUCGAUCGCAAUGGAAAGCCCAAGGAUAGCUUCGAACGCGGCAUGGAGAUCCACGCAAAGGUGACCCUCUUCGCCGAGGGCUGCCACGGCAGUCUGUCCAAGAAAGUCAUCCAAAAGUUCGACCUUCGCAAGGACAGCCAGUUCCAGACCUACGGCAUCGGAGUAAAGGAGGUCUGGGAAAUCGACCCUGCCAAACACAAGCCUGGUCUGGUCAUGCACUCCGUCGGCUGGCCACUCAACUACGACACAUACGGCGGCAGCUUCAUGUACCAUUUCGACAACAACCUCUGUGCUGUCGGUCUCGUCAUUGGUCUGGACUACCCCAACCCGCACUUGAGCCCCUACCGCGAGCUGCAGCGCCUCAAGCACCACCCCACAUUCAAGAAGCAUCUCGAGGGCGGCAAGAUCAUCUCCUACGGCGCACGUGCCCUGAAUGAGGGUGGAUACCAGUCGAUUCCCAAGCUCAGCUUCCCCGGCGGUGCCCUGAUUGGCUGCUCUGCCGGCUUCAUGAACGUGCCCAAGAUCAAGGGCACCCACACGGCAAUGAAGAGUGGCAUCCUCGCUGCCGACGCCAUUGUCGAGAAGAUCACUGCCGACGAUGCCGAGAGCGCCGGACCCAUCCAGCUGGACAGCUACGAGGAGGCCUUCAAGAACUCGUGGGCUUACAAGGAGCUGUACGAAGUCCGCAACAUCCGCCCCUCGUUCCAUACCUCUCUCGGUCUCUACGGCGGCCUGAUCUACUCUGGCGUGGAUACGCUCUUGCUCAAGGGCCGUGUUCCGUGGACGCUCAAGUACGCCAAACCCGAUCACGAGUGCCUCGUUCCCGCCAAGGACGCCAAGCCCAUUGACUACCCCAAGCCCGAUGGCGUUAUAAGCUUCGAGCUCCUUGAGAACGUCAGCCGCACUGGCACCAACCACGCCGAGAACCAGCCCGUCCAUCUUAGACUGAAGCGCGGCCCCAAAGAGCAACUGGAGACCAACUAUGCCGUCUACGGAGGCCCCGAGCAAAAGUUCUGUCCUGCCGGUGUUUAUGAGUACCUGGAUGACGAACAGAACCCCGGCCAGAAGCGAUUCCAGAUCAACUCUCAGAAUUGCAUCCACUGCAAAACCUGCGACAUCAAAGACCCAAGCCAGAACAUUGACUGGACCGUCCCAGAGGGCGGCGGUGGCCCGAAGUACGUUCUCACAUAA